Prunus armeniaca (apricot) is the source of this 852-nucleotide messenger RNA. The record is from the annotation of a GenBank genome assembly. Lineage: Eukaryota; Viridiplantae; Streptophyta; Magnoliopsida; Rosales; Rosaceae.
AUGGAAAAUAUUUUCCAUUACUACUAUUUCAGGAUCCAGUCAGAAGUCACCAUCAGUGAUCUUGCUGCCUUCAAACAGAGUGAAGAUGAGCCUGCCCAAGACUUCAUAACCAGAUUUGAUGGGAUGCUAUUUGGAGAUCUGGCUGACAAAGCAUUUAAAUAUGAGGAGCUGCUCAGGAAAGAACAACAGAAGAGGAACUCUUCCAAAGGCACAUACUACAAGACCCUUUCCUCUUACGUCCAUCUAGUUGAGGUGGAAUCAAAAGAAGAUACAGAAGGCUUGUUGGGAAGAGAAACUGCAGUGGCAGAAAUGGCAAAGUUAAAAUAUCCAAUCAGCUGCAAAGCACUUACAAAGCCACCAAAGGACCAGAAGCCACUACCAUUCACAAGAGGGUUCGUUCCAAACAAACCAACCCAGAACAAGGUCUAUUCCUUCGAUCUAACCAAGGAGGGAAUAACAGCAGGAAGGUUAAAGCUGGUGGAGAAACCUCCAUUUGUUACAACAGAUCCCUUUCUCCAGCCUCAAGUCAACAUGGUUAACUUAAAUUGGCCAGAACAGAAGAGAAACAAACCCGCAACAGAAGCUAGCUUUAGCAAGGGCAGAAGAGUCAGGAGGGAGGCUAGUCAGAGGCCCAAGGCAACUAUCUCGGCUGGGGUAGUAUUGUGCAGCAAGUGCAAGUGUGAGAGUGAGCUAGAAGUGAUUAUGGACAGACAGAAUCAGCCCACACCUAGCGUUUUUGACAGGAUUGGAACAUCAUACCAACAAGGCUCGGUUUCGGCUCUAUCUAAAGACAGAGCUAGACAGAAGGACUAUCUAAGGCCUGCUCAACGCAACAAAAGAAUGGCAGAGUAG